AUGGCUGAGAAUGAAGCUGCCUUCCGCAUCAGCUCCGGCACGAGCGCAAGCACCGACAGCACUCGAUCCUCCAUCACGGCGAAGCCCUCAACCCCGACCGCGGCCUCAUCCGAAGCUGCUUCGCACAACGGCCAAAUGUCUAACGCUGGCCCCUGCGCUUGUAGGAGCCUCUCACGAGAUGACGACCUCCAGAUCUCGCCCACCUCGACCGGCACCACGCGAAUGUCGCCCACGACGUCGAGAGAGAGCGGCCGCCGCUUGAGUGACCUCACCAACUACCGCCGCGACCUGGCCGUGCUCGAUCCCCCCCUGCGAGGCCAUCCCAACCCCGCCAACUAUGCCGCGAGCCUCGUCGACGAGUCGGCCGACAACAUGUCCAUCUUCUCGCAGUUCUCGUCCGGGCUGCACGGCAUGGGGUCUCGCACCGGCGCAAGCUCGUCGCUGGGCAUGCAAGACUCUCCCGAGCAGCUCUUCUACACAGACGGGCGGCGGCCAUCGGCUGCUAGUGUCACCACGACGGCUAGCAGUACUGGAUCCAAAGCUAGUGGUCCCCGUGGCGGCUUUCGCAAACUGCAGGGCUUUUUCGGCGAGGAGUUUCCUGGGCGCGACAGCUCCGAGAGCAGCCUCCCGAACUCUUAUAUGGGGAAGGACCAGCGAUCGCGCUCUUACAGUCAUACUCGCCCAACGCAUCGCGAUCGCAACUACUCUAAUGCCACCGAUCAUACAAGGGAUGCUUCGCCUGCCUCGUCACGGCCCAGGACCCCAGUUCCGGCCCCUGAAGUAGUGCCCUUUUUGUAUCAGGACAACACUGACAUUGCGCGGUAUGGAGAGGCGCCAGUAAGAGACAUCAUGACGGGCCCCGAUCGGGAACGAUACAUGUCGGAUGGCGCGCCUCAAGUGCCGCCGAAAUCCUCCCAGUCCUCACGCGCCGGCAUCGUUCACCUCCCCGGCCACCAUCACCGCCAUAACAAGAGUAUCGAUGAUCCAAGGAGCCUGCGGCCGAGCACCAGUCGGGAAGACUCUACGAGCAGUUCAUAUCCUCGCGAACGAGGGGGCAUGGCGGGGACGCUCUUCAGCAGCUCACGCUCCAGAGCCCAGAGCCCGACACCGAGCAUUGGUAGCGGACAGGCGCCCUACUCAAGGUCUGGAGUGCUCGAGGGACACGCUUCCCCUGGCCACCAUGGCAAGCUUGGCUUCAUGGGCCGGUUUCGAAGGCAUAAGGAUAAGGAUGACGGCAACGGCGGCGGCUCCAAGCUGAGAGACUUGCCCCAGUCUACCAGGUCUUUGCAGGCAAAGUCCUCCAAGACGGACUUGACGCGCCCCGAGCUGUCGCCAUCCGCAUUUCCUUCCACCUUUGUCCUCGGCUCUGGAGAGGUAUCCGAUGCUUCUGAAACCCGGUCCCUGGUGGCGCCCCGCGCAACGUUCAAGAACAACUUCCCGUUCUCCAAGAAUAAGCGACCCUCUCGGCCGAACGAUUGCGAUGAGAUCAUUGGCCCGACCGACCGUGCUGAUCCUGGACACAUGUACCACCUCGACACGAACUUGAACGAUAUGGAAGGUAUUCUGGCCAAGCCACCCCCAUUGACCCCCAUGGACACGUCCUUCGUGAACAUCGACCCUGACCCCAUCGAUUCGGCAGUUUCACCGCCGGUCAAGGGAGGAAGUUGGGAUGCCCCUGAUAGCUGGGCAGUCCGCCGAGGAACCGAGGACACUACGAUACAGCAGCCAGAACCGGAAGAACUCUCGAGCCCACCCCGACCCGAGGAGAAGCUGACGCCUUACUUUAUUCGCAUAUUCCGAUCGGACGGGACCUUUUCCACCCACUCCAUGGCUUUAGACGCCACCGUUGCCGAGGUCAUAUCUCAAGUGAUUAAGAAAACCUAUGUCGUUGACGGGCUCGAAAACUACCACAUCAUCAUGAAGAAGCAUGAUCUGAUCCGCGUCCUAACGCCGGGCGAGCGGCCAUUGCUCAUCCAGAAACGCCUCCUACAGCAGGUCGGCUACGAGGAAAAGGACAGGAUAGAGGAUUUGGGCCGAGAGGACAACGGCUACUUGUGCCGCUUCAUGUUCCUAUCUGCCCGAGAGAGUGAUUUCCACUCAAAGACGGCGGACCUGGGCAUCAAGGCCACGCAAAAGGUUAACUACGUCGAUCUUGCCGGUCGCAAUCUCGUCACCAUUCCCAUCUCCCUCUAUCUCAAGGCUAACGAUAUUAUAUCUCUUAAUCUCUCUCGUAACCUGUCUCUGGACGUACCGCGAGACUUUAUCCAGUCCUGCAAGAACCUCCGAGACAUUAAAUUUAAUAACAAUGAAGCAAGAAAACUACCGCUCAGCCUUGGUCGGGCCGCGAGGCUCACGUACUUGGACGCCUCGAACAACAGGUUGGAGCAACUGGACAAUGCUGAAUUAAACACACUCUCCGGACUGCUCAGAAUGAACCUGGCCAACAACCGCUUGACGCACUUGCCCCCUUACUUUGGUGCAUACCAAGCACUGAGGAGUUUGAAUAUUUCCUCCAACUUCUUGGAUGCCUUCCCGCCCUUCUUAUGCGACCUGCACAGUCUGGUCGACUUGGAUCUAAGCUUCAACUCGAUUGCUGAGCUGCCGGAGGAGAUUGGCCAGCUCAAGAGCCUGGAAAAACUACUCAUUACCAACAAUCAUCUUAGCGGCGGUGUCCCGGAAUCGUUCAGCGGCCUUAUUAGCCUGCGCGAGCUCGACAUCAAGUACAACUACAUCACUAAUAUCGACGUUAUAUCCGAACUCCCCAAGCUGGAGAUUUUGUAUGCCGCUCAUAAUCACAUCUCGGCCUUUGUUGGUAAAUUCGAGCGCAUUCGCCAACUCAAGCUUAACUCAAACCCACUCAACAAGUUUGAAAUCCAAGAGCCACUCCCAACUCUCAAGACUCUGAACCUUUCUCAAGGUCAGCUGGCGAGCAUCGACUCCGCAUUCGCCAACAUGCCGAAUCUGGAACGCCUCGUCCUCGACAAGAACCACUUCGUCUCGCUUCCGCCUCAGAUUGGUGCGCUGAGCCGUCUGGAGCAUUUCAGCAUUGCUCACAACUCCGUGAGCGAACUGCCGCCCCAGAUAGGCUGCCUAACAGAGCUGAGGGUCCUCGAUGUGCGGGACAACAACAUCUCUAAACUGCCCAUGGAAAUUUGGUGGGCUCACAAGCUUGAAACAUUCAAUGCCUCUUCAAACAUGCUGGAAAAUUUCCCCAAAUCCGCGUCAAGAGCCCCCAGACUACCCGGUGAAGAGCCGCAGGGGCCGCCUCCGACUUCAAAUGGCAAGGCGCUCCCCAUGGGGACGCUUUCCGCCACUGGCAGCUCUGAGGAAUUGGCUGAAGAGCGCCGGCCCAGCCAAGCGUCUAGCACCACUCUGCUGAGCGUGGGCCCGACGCCCAAUAUCCCAGGAGCAGACCGGAAGAGCUCUGUUGUGUCCGUCUAUGGAAAGGGAGGACGUAAGACGUCUGUCAUGUCUAGGGGCACGACACAGUCACAGAACACGGUCUCAACUUCGAAUCAGUCAUUGAGAAAGGACUCAGGCCUGUCGUCUAGAUUAACCAACACAUUUGCUGGAUCAUUGCGAAACCUGUAUCUUGCGGACAACCGACUGGAUGACGACGUGUUUGACCAGAUCACACUGCUCGCCGAGCUUAGGGUUCUCAAUUUGUCAUACAAUUGGGAGAUUAGCGACAUGCCUCAGAGAUCAAUGCAAAGCUGGCCGCAGCUAGUAGAGCUAUACCUUUCUGGAAAUGUGUUGACGAGCCUCCCGGCAGACGACUUGGAAGAAUCGAGUCUUCUCCAGACCCUGUAUAUCAAUGGCAACAAAUUCACCAACUUGCCGGCUGAUAUAUCAAGAGCGAAGAAGCUUGCAGUUUUGGACUGCGGAAAUAACCAGCUGAAGUACAACAUUGCCAACGUUCCAUACGACUGGAACUGGAACCUAAAUCCCAACUUGAGAUACCUCAACCUUUCGGGAAAUAAGCGACUGGAGAUUAAACAGACAGCAUGGGGCGGCAUCGAUGGCCCUGGAGCCGUGAACCGCGAGGAGUACACCGACUUUAACCGGCUUCUCAACCUGAGGAUACUAGGCCUGAUGGAUGUUACCCUGACCCAGCCCAGCAUACCAGAUCAAAGCGAAGACAGACGAGUUAGAACGUCCGGGUCGCUGGCAGGACAUUUACCAUAUGGUAUGGCUGAUACUCUGGGUAAGAACGAGCAUUUGUCCACGGUUGAUCUUGUCGUUCCACGGUUCAACUCUUCGGAAACGGAGAUGCUUUUGGGUCUCUUCGACGGCCAGGCCUUAUCCAACAGCGGAUCCAAGAUUGCCAAGUACCUCCAUGAAAAUUUUGGACACAUUUUUGCCCAGGAACUCAAAGCCUUGAAAACCCGCCAAAACGAAACGCCCGCCGAUGCGCUCCGAAGAGCCUUCUUGGCCCUCAACAAAGAUCUGGUGACCACCGCGACCCAGUAUUCGGAUGAUCGGAAGAAAAAGUCGCAUAGGGGUGUAUCUCAGCCGGUCAUUCUUAGUAGGGAAGAUCUCAAUUCCGGAGGAGUCGCCACCGUCCUAUACCUUCAAGGCACGGAACUGUACGUGGCAAACGUUGGCGAUGUUCAAGCCAUGGUUAUCAAAACAGACAGCAAACAUCACAUCCUGACCCGGAAGCACGACCCCGCAGAGCAGACAGAACGGUCAAGAAUUCGCGAAGCUGGCGGAUGGGUAUCACGCAAUGGCCGACUGAACGAUGUGCUACAGGUAUCUCGGGCCUUUGGAUAUGUUGAUUUGAUGCCUGCAGUACAGGCGGCACCGUAUGUGACCAGCAUGACUAUCCGAGAGAACGACGACAUCAUCGUCAUGGCUACAAGCGAGCUAUGGGAGUACCUCCCACCUGGUCUUAUCACAGAUAUUGCGCGAGCUGAGCGUCAGGAUCUCAUGCGCGCUGCGCAGAAGCUUCGCGAUAUCGCAAUGGCGUACGGAGCAUCAGGAAAGAUUAUGGUCAUGAUGAUUAGCGUCGUCGACCUGAAGAGAAGAGUGGAACGGUCUCGCCUUCAUCGGGGCGCGAGUAUGUCCCUGUACCCCUCGGGAGUCCCUGCGGAAGCCCCAUAUCUCCUUUCCACGAGGCGGGGACGAAAGGGCAAGGGAGAUGUCCUCGACUCUUCCCUCAACCGGCUCGAGGCGGAAAUCCCCGCCCCGACUGGCAACGUCUCCAUUGUCUUUACCGAUAUCAAGAAUUCUACGACUCUUUGGGAGAUGUAUCCCAAUGCCAUGCGAUCAGCAAUCAAGCUGCAUAAUGAGGUGAUGCGGCGACAACUACGCCGAAUAGGAGGAUACGAAGUCAAGACAGAAGGUGAUGCCUUUAUGGUGUCAUUCCCCACUGCGACUUCGGCUCUCCUCUGGUGCUUUGCCGUUCAGAUGGAGCUUCUCGACGUCCCUUGGCCUUCAGAGGUUCUCAAUUCAAUGUCUUGCCAGCCAAUCUUUGACAAAGAAAACGCACUGAUCUUCAAAGGACUGUCUGUUCGCAUGGGCAUUCACUACGGGGAUUGCGUGAGCGAAACAGACCCCGUCACCCGCCGCAUGGAUUACUUUGGACCCAUGGUUAACAAGGCAUCACGUAUUUCGGCUUGUGCCGAUGGCGGCCAGAUCACCGUGUCUUCAGACUUCAUCUCCGAAAUCCAGCGUUGUCUGGAGAAUUAUCAAGACACAGACCGGAAUACAUCAGCCGGAUCGGAAGCCUCUUUCGAAGAUGAGUCAAUCGCAACUGCUAUACGCAAGGAUUUGAGAUCUUUAACUUCCCAAGGAUUUGAAGUUAAAGAGAUGGGAGAAAAGAAGCUAAAGGGUUUAGAAAACCCUGAGGUUGUCUAUUCAUUGUACCCUCAUGCUCUCACUGGCCGCAUUGAAUAUCACCUACAACAUGAGCGUCAAGACAUGGGGGCUGACAGGCCUACUGCAGUUCUGAAUGGUGAGCUCGCCUUUGAUCCUGACACUAUCUGGUCAUUGUGGAGAGUCAGCUUGCGUCUUGAGAUGCUGUGCAGCACCUUGGAGGAAGUCAGGGGUCUGGGGCUUCAGCCCCCGGAGACGGAACUCUUGGAGCGUAUGAAGACCCGAGGAGGCGAAGUCACUGAGCGCUUCUUGAUCAAUUUUAUGGAACAUCAAGUAAGCAGAAUAGAGACUUGUGUGUCGACCCUGACGAUGCGCCAUCUCGCUAUUGGAGGCGGUGCCCUCCGAGAGCUUAAUCAACUUCGUGCCCCCAUGGCUGCGGUGUUUGAGCACUUCCUGAAACAGAAAGAAGAGUUGGAUCGGUACAAGCAAAAGUACGGUCCCAUCGAUGACGAUGAACCCAGCAACGGGGUGACUAUCAGGGGAGACAUUGAAGAUGGUGAAAGCGGUGAAGACGCGGAAGAUAGUGAAGAAGAUGGAAGUGACACUGAGCAAGAGUAAACCUUGUUCAGUUGUACAUUAUUAAGCCUGCCAUAAAGCGAAUGGCGGCUUCUCUCAUAACAUUGUUUAAGGCUUCCGGUGGAAUCCUUUCCUUCUUCUAUUAUCUCGAGCGGACAAGAACCAGGAGAGAGUAGGGCCGUCGAGGCUCUAGGAGUUUAAAAGAGGGUUUGAGUUCCCUUCUUUUUUCUUUUUUUCCCUUAUUGCAUUCUGGAUCAAUCAUGCUACAACGUGGUCGGAUGGAUUUAACAUAUGAGGCUUUGCGUUGGCGCAGUCUUUGGCGAAAGUUGUUUAUCGGGUGGAUUGGGGAUGUUUGAUGCGUGGGUGCAGUUUUUUAUUAUAUAUAUACCUUACAUAUAUUGUUACGAGUCGUUUUGUACAACCUCUGGUGGAAAGGGGGAUUGGUUCAAUGCAUCUACAGCACAGCAACUGGGCUUGCAAAGCGGUUUUAGGGGAUUGGUCUUAUUUUUUAUUUCUUUUUGCUUUUGUUGCAAGUAGUCACAGCAAUAUUCUUUUUUGCAUACGUGCAUUGAUUGGGGGGGAAACACAACCUGGCGUGAGAAGAAACAAGAGAAAAAAAAAACUUUGAGUGGAUCGAUUUGAUUUCUGG
Messenger RNA from Trichoderma virens Gv29-8, 7042 nucleotides. RefSeq lists its product as uncharacterized. Gene Ontology annotation, molecular function: magnesium ion binding; protein binding; adenylate cyclase activity. Gene Ontology annotation, biological process: intracellular signal transduction; cAMP biosynthetic process. Bases 1 to 6435 code for a protein of 2144 amino acids. The transcript is spliced from 4 exons. The record is from RefSeq and is a predicted model, not a curated record. NCBI's taxonomy places the organism in Eukaryota, Fungi, Ascomycota, Sordariomycetes, Hypocreales, Hypocreaceae.